Messenger RNA from Cajanus cajan (pigeon pea), 797 nucleotides. RefSeq names its product calmodulin-like protein 2. Lineage: Eukaryota; Viridiplantae; Streptophyta; Magnoliopsida; Fabales; Fabaceae. Gene Ontology annotation, molecular function: calcium ion binding. The record is from RefSeq and is a predicted model, not a curated record.
UGUGACACGAGUUUAAGCUCUGUACCAAUGCUUUGAUUUGCUCAGUAAUAUUCACAAAUUAAGUCAUAACAUAUUAUUGACUCAAAUGGGUAUAGCAGAAGCAUGCUCCAGAUUCCUGGUAGACUUUUUACAAGCAUUAAAAGCCUCCCUUCCAAUAAGCUCAGUGUCUCACCUUGAUCAUCACAAUCACCACCCUACAUGCAAGCCAGAGAAUAUGGUGAAAAUUGAUGACAAGAUGGUAAGUGCCCUUGUCACAGUUUUUGGCAUGGAAACCAAUGGGAGAAUCAAGAAGGAGAAUGCUAGGCAAGUGGUGGAGAAGCUUGGUUUGAUGUGUGGUUGUGAGGGUGAAAAUGAGGAUAAGACUUCAUCAGGGUUUGAGCUAGGUGGUGAGGGUGGCUUGAUGGAUGAUGAUGAAGUGCCUGUGGAAGAUGUGCUUGGUGAGUUGGAGGACGUGUCAAAGCGCAGUGAGCUGUUGCAUGAGGCCUUCAAGAUCUUUGAUGAGGAUGGAGAUGGAUACAUAGAUGCAAUGGAGUUGAAGAGGGUGCUUCAUUGCUUGGGAUUGGAUAAGGGUUGGGACAUGAGUGCUAUUGAGAACAUGGUCAAGGUUGCUGAUUUGAACUUUGAUGGCAAGGUUGAUUUUGGUGAGUUUGAAUUGAUGAUGGGGUAGGGUACCAGUUAUACAAAUUCUUUGAUCUUAGGAAUAAUGGUUGAGCUGCUAAUUGUAUAUUCAUUUAUUUAUUCCAGCAUUCUAUCAAGAAUCAAGAAUUCAAGUAUGAAGAUUGUUUUAUUUUGCAUUA